UACCUGGUUACCUAGUGAGGCCGCGGUGGCCGAGUUGUAAGGUGUCCCGAUACUUUAUUACUAGCUCUCCACCUCUCUGGAUUGUGAAUACGAAACCCAGGAUACCUACCUGUGACUCUAUGUGGUGUUGCUAGCCAUAUAUUAGCCGAAAAGUUGACCCCGUGAGGAAUAUGUAAUGGUACAAACGGACCAAGGAAGAGACGAACCAGGCAAGGACGACGUCACGGUGUCAAAGAACAAUUUGGACGGAGGAUGGGGAUGGGUUGUAACGUUCUCUUCAUUCAUGCUCAACUUCCUGGUGGAUGGGGUUUGCUACACCACUGGCGUCUUCUACCCAACCUUGCUUACAUACUUCGGUGGGAGCAACGCCAAGACAAUGCUACUCAGCUCUGUGAUAAACGGGCUCUCCUUUUUACUGGGUCCAGUGGCGGGGGCAUCCGUAAACAGGUACGGCUGCCGAAAGGUGACAAUCGUGGGCAUUUUUAUUGCAAGUAGCGGUCUGUUUCUCUCCACCUUCUCCCCAAACCUUGACGUCAUGAUUCUCCUGUACGGUGUUGUCGGAGGCAUUGGGUUCGGACUUGUGUAUACUCCCACUAUUGUGAUUGUAAGUUACUACUUCGAACGACGCCGGGCUCUUGCUACAGGGAUUGCCACAUGUGGAUCAGGCAUUGGCGGGUUUGUGUUCGCCCCAUUGUCUGUUCUUCUCCUGGAGACGUUCGGCUGGAAAGGAGCCAUGUGGAUCAUCACGGGCAUUGUACUCAAUGGAAUCGUGUUUGCUUCUUUCUAUAGGUCAGAGUAUCCGCUGAAAGUGAAAGAUGCCAUCGAAACUAAGUCCCAUGGGAAAAUGACUAUGAAAGCCAAAUGUAUAUCAUUUGGAAAGACGUUCGACUGCUCAAUGUUGGCGAGUCCUUCAUUCAUCCUGUACUCUACAUCCUGUUUCCUGGUGUCUGUUGGAUUUUUCAUUCCCUUUAACUGUCUGCCAGCCCUGGCCAGUGGGCUUGGCAUGACGGCUGGAGAGGGAGCGCUAUUAAUAUCUAUCAUAGGAAUAUGUAACACCGCCUCAAACGUGUUGUUUGGAUUCCUGAUCGACCUGCCCUGUGUUGACAACAUUUUAACUAAUAAUAUCGUACUAGUGGUCGGAGGAGUGGCCACAUUUCUGGUACCUUAUUAUCGCGUAUAUGGAGUCCUUGUUGUCUACUCGGCUGUGUUUGGAACCAUGAUAGGGGCAUUUGAACUGUUAAAUUCAAUACUGAUGGUGGAAAUAAAGGGCUUAGAGAGACUUUCUAACGGGUUUGGUCUGCUGAACAUGUUUAUCGGCUUCGCUAGUAUAGCUGGUUCACCUAUCGCAGGGUCCCUGGCAGAUGCUACAGGCAACUAUAACGAUUCGUUCUACUUUGCCGGAGGUGUGAUAACUGUAGCUGGUAUUCUUUGUCUUCCACUCAGAAGAAUCCUAAGAUGGGAGAAAACAAGACAUUCAAAAAAACUUCAAAAGAAAGAACAAAAUUCUUCGGUCGAAAUAAAUACAACGAACGAAGAUCCAAUCUGAUGAUUAGAAAAUUAUUUCAGGUAGCAUCUUCGAUUCUUUAACGUCGAAUAUCAAUUUCGUCGUCAAUGCACCACAAUCUUCAUGAUGAAGCAGGGUGUGCAUUUGGAGUAAUAUUCUAUUUUCGCAAAUAUUCCAGUGCGUUAUAGGUAAUAUUCUAAUGCCGCAAAUAUUCCAGUGCAUUAUGGGUAAUAGUCUAAUUACGAAAAUAUUCCAGUGCAUUGUGGGCAAUAUUCUAAUUCUUCAAAUAUUCCGGUACAUUAUGGGUAUUAUUCUCAUUCCGCAAAUAUUCCAGUGAAUGCGUAAUAUUCUAAUUUCGCAAAGAUUCUCGUGAAUUAUGGGUAAUAUUCUAACUUCACAAAUAUUCCAGUGCCCUAUGGAUAAUAUUCUAAUUUCGCAAAUAUUUCAGUGAAUUAUGGGUAACAUUCUAAUUUCGCAAAUAUUCAAGUGCAUUAUGUGUAAUAUUCUAAUUUCACAAAUAUUCCAGUGAAUUAUGGGUAAUGUUCUAACUUCACAAAUAUUACAGCGUGCUAUUGAUAAUAUUCUAAUUUGGCAAAUAUUUCAGUGGGUAAUGUUCUAAUUUCGCACAUAUUCCAGUGAAUUAUGGGAAAUAUUCAAAUUCUGCAAAUAUUCCAGUGCAUUGUGGGUAAUAUUCUAAUUUCGCAAAUAUUCCAGUGCAUUAUGGGUAAUAUUCUAAUUCGCAAAUAUUUCAGUGCGUUAUUUGCAAUAUUCUAAUUUCGCAAAUAUUCCAGUGCAUUGUGGGUAAUAUUCUAAUUCCGCAAAUAUUCUAGUGCAUUAUGGGUAAUAUUCUAAUUCAUCAAAUAUUCCAGUGCAUUAUGGGUAAUUUCCAAAUUCCGCAAAUAUUUCAGUGCAUUGUGGGCAAUAUUCUAAUUUCACAAAUAUUCCAGUGCAUUAUGGGUAAUAUUCUAAUUCCGCAAAUAUUCCGGUACAUUAUGGGUAUUAUUCUAAUUCCGCAAAUAUUCCAGUGAAUUAUGCGUACUAUUCUAAUUUCACAAAGAUUCUCGUGAAUUAUGGGUAAUAUUCUAACUUCACAAAUAUUCCAGUGCCCUAUGGAUAAUAUUCUAAUUUCGCAUUUACAGCAUUUUGGAAUUUGGCAAAGGUGAACAAACAUCAGUUACAUUGUAUAUGGUUAUAUUUACAUUUGUCUGGCAUUGUCACUGUAUAGUCUGUUUGAGAGUUCUAGUAUUGAUGUAUGUUUAAAUGCCGUCCAUCAUGCGCUACACUUAUCAGCGUAUUAAUACAACACAAACCGAAACUACAAUAUCAAGGAUAAACAAAUAUAAUUAAGCUUAAUGACUAUUAAUUUUGUCUACAUCAUUUGUUAUAAAAAAAAUAUGCCAUUUGCGCAUUAUGUUGAUAAUAAAAUUAUUAACAAAA
This is a messenger RNA of Pecten maximus, 2941 nucleotides long. Its product is annotated as monocarboxylate transporter 12-like. The record is from RefSeq and is a predicted model, not a curated record. The transcript is spliced from 7 exons. Lineage: Eukaryota; Metazoa; Mollusca; Bivalvia; Pectinida; Pectinidae. Gene Ontology annotation, molecular function: monocarboxylic acid transmembrane transporter activity. Bases 176 to 1546 code for a protein of 456 amino acids. Gene Ontology annotation, biological process: monocarboxylic acid transport; transmembrane transport.